GCUUUUCUAUGGGUUUAUUCUGGACCUACAGUAAACGUGUCGCCUGCCUUCGAGCCUUUUGGACAACGACUCCCAUUGUUAGGGUGGAGACAUGAGCAUCUCGUCAUUAUAAACUCCUCUCUGUCACGACCCAUCCACUUCCUGGUGCUCGGUGUUCAUUGGCUGUGAUUGGUGGAAACAGGGCUACAUAUCAUUCGAGAGAACCUACGGAGAGUACCGAACGGAGUUGAUCGAAUGUAGCUAAUCCUAGAAGAUAGGGUCUGUUACAAACGCCGAGGUAGGAAAAAGGAGAGAAAGGAAUGACGGAGUUUAUAGAGCAGGACAAAACUGAUAUUUUACCUGUAUUGUUCAUAACGGAAUGAAGAAAGGACCAAGGCACACUAAAAUUAGAUUAAAACCUUAAAAACUGAGAUUUUUUAAGAACGGAUUUAACUCUUGGUUAGAAUUGAAAGAUUUCCAAUCGAGCAGGACUGGAAAAUAAACAUGGAUGUCGAAGUAACGAUCGCAGUUUUGUGGAAUUAAAUACAUUUUUCUCUUGUUUCUUGCUUUAAAACUGCACCCGCCGACUGAAGUUUGUUCAGAAACCAUCAAUUGAUGAAAGUUUAAAAGAAAAUCCAUUCUUCAGACAGACGUCAUCUUAAUUCAAGUUUACAUAUCGACAAUCAACUGCAAAGAUGAGUCGUCUCUGGAGGCGUGACGUGCCCCUGUCUGAACGGCUAGGACUAGGUGUUGGGGUUGGAGAGGAAUACCCCCUGGGUGGGGCCCCUGGUCCCCCUCCCACCAUGGACUCCCCGGGCCCCAACAUCUCCUGGUUCCCAGAGACCCCCCUGCUGACCCUGGACCAGCCCACCUUCCUGAUGACCCCCGCUGCCCAGGCUGUUUCGGGCUUCUUCGUCUGGACUGCCCUGCUCUUCACCUGUCACCAGAUCUACAUGCACCUGCGGUACUACAGUUCUCCUAAUGAGCAGAGACACAUCGUGCGGAUUCUCUUCAUCGUGCCCAUCUAUGCUUUUGACUCCUGGCUCAGCCUCCUCUUCUUCACUAACGAGGAGUACUACGUCUACUUUGACACCGUCCGGGACUGCUAUGAAGCGUUUGUCAUCUAUAACUUCCUGAGCCUGUGUUAUGAGUACCUGGGAGGAGAGAGCGCCAUCAUGGCUGAGAUCAGAGGAAAACCUAUCGAGUCCAGUUGUAUGUACGGUACGUGCUGUCUCUGGGGAAGGAGUUACUCCAUUGGGUUCCUGCGGUUCUGUAAGCAGGCCACGCUACAGUUCUGUGUGAUCAAACCCCUCAUGGCCGUGGUCACAGUCAUCCUGCAGGCCUUUGGAAAGUACCGUGAUGGAGACUUCAAUGUGAACAGUGGGUACCUGUAUGUGUCCAUCGUCUACAACAUCUCAGUCAGCCUGUCUCUCUACGCCCUCUUCCUCUUCUAUUUCUCCACCCGGGACCUGCUCAGCCCCUACAGACCCUUGCUCAAAUUCUUCAUGGUCAAAUCUGUCAUCUUCCUCUCCUUCUGGCAGGGCAUGUUGCUGGCCAUCCUAGAGAAGUGUGGGGCCAUCCCCAAAAUCAACUCACCCGAGGUGUCAGUGGGAGAGGGAACGGUUGCCGCCGGUUACCAGAACUUCAUCGUCUGCAUCGAGAUGUUCUUUGCCUCCCUGGCCCUGCGUCAUGCCUUCACAUACAAGGUCUACAUGGACAAGAGGCUGGACUCUCUCUCUCAGGGCCCAGUUCCUAUAUAUGGAGAGUAUGGUCGCUGUGCCCCCAUGAAGAGCAUCUCCAGCAGCCUGAAGGAGACGAUGAACCCUGGAGACAUGGUCCAGGAUGCUAUCCAUAACUUCUCCCCGGCCUACCAGCAGUACACCCAGCAGUCCACCCUGGAACAGGGUCACUCUGCCCCCCCUGUGUCCCGCACACAUAGCACCGUCAGCACCCGCGACAAUGAGAAGACUCUGCUGCUCAGCUCGGACGAUGAGUUCUAAGUUAACACACAAACAAACACCAAUCCCAGCCAAUCACAUCUUUACUGACUGUUGCGGUAAGGUACUACCCCCUGGUCUUCCUCAUGUAGUACAUAUCUUAUGGAGGAUUGGCAGGGGAUGUAAGGUGUGUUAGGGGUUGGUACGUCAAUACAGGACCAUGUGACUUAGCCUGGUCCAUUUUAAUAUGCUCUACUACACACAUACUAUUUGCACAAAUUCAGGACUAUACAGGAACUAUUGAUAGAGCACACACUUAGUGGGAACAUGCUGAGGUACAUUUUGGUUGAAACCAUUGUCUAGAAUUAUUUUUUAAUAGAAUUUGAGGAUUUUCUGAGACAGAAUUGUAGACUUAUUAGAGAUUGUAUUUGUGGUUUGGAUAAAAUGGAUUGUAUGGUUUAAAGUGUGUGUGCUUACUAGCUAACAUCCCCUGAAGAAGACAGCCCAUACCAGAUUGAUAUUAGAGUACUCUAGCAAUGAGUGGCAUUUGAUUUGGCCUAUUGGUUUUUAGUUUUAAGAUCAGGCCAUUCUCAGAUCUCUGUGGUGACCAUGUUUACAGUGGGUUUUAAAUGGACGGUGUGAGUGGGCGGUUUAGGGCAUAAGCAGCUCUGUGGACUGGAGAAUGGUGGUGUUGUCAUUGAUUCACUAGGGACAGGGGAUGGAUAGGGGAUGUGAGGGGAGGGCAGGGAUAGUGGUUGGUUGGACAGCACUUGAUCAGAUUACAGAUGAAGAGAGACCUGCUCCAGUGUGUAGCAUACAGGCAGGGUGAGGGCAAUCGAGCCACGUGGUAGUCUGGAUUAUACUGUUGUAAUUGGGGCAUUAUUCGUAUGGUGAGGAUUAGGCCAGGCUCUAAUCCAGCGAGGCACAUUCUGCUACCCGACCUCUCCUGGCCUCUAAUGUAUGGUAGGAAAAACGCCUUUAGUGAUAUCUGUGCGAUCAGAGUACGUAGACACCGCAGGAAUAUAGGUAAACGCUAUUUUUAAAUACUUACAAUUCCAGUUAAACAAUCUCAGGCAAAAAAAGUGUAACUGGAUGCAAAAAAACAACAAAAGAUUCAGCUUUGUAAUGAAGCGUGGGUCAAUUUUAGAAUCACUUUUAGUGUCUUAUAGACGUUUCCAUUACACAGAAUUGGACGUUAAGUGCUUACAGAGAAAAGCUAUUGCGUUAUACAUAGUUUAGCUUUGAGGUUAUUGUAGUGAGUCAUACGGACAGGCUGCCAUUAUACAGUAGUCAUGUUGAGUCACUGCUGCUCCAUGCUCAGUCCUGCCACCAGAGAGCAGCAGAGAGUCUAUAUUAUAUUUGGUCAAUUUACAGACACACACACCCUUAUCUAUCAAACACAGACCGAUCAUGGUCACACAUUAUGCUUGUAGCCUACACAUUCUGUCUGCUAGAGAAAGGAAUGCUUUAUCUUAGUGGAGUGGAGUCCCAGCCUCAGUCUAUGCUGACCCCUCCCUCAACUUCUACUGUGUGUGAGAGAGCUAGGCCCUAUACAUGUAGGCAAGCCAUUGUCCAGAGAGGCUAUUAACUAUUCGGGGUGUCAAUAUUUCUCAUUAAAGUAUAGUCAGAAUGUCUGCUUUAUUUAUAUUGUUGAGGCCAGUAUGUACCGUGUUAUGGAACUACACUUAUUAUGGUUUGUCUACUGUAGCAUUCUGUUGAAUCCUUUGCCAUGUUGAAUAAAUUACGAGGGUUUGGCCUCAUCCCCAAACAUUUCCAGUUUCUGGUACAAAGAGAAAGUCACCACAAGACCGUUUCAUUCUCCAGUUCUUCUUUUUCUGAUAUCUUUCUUCUAUCUCUGCGCUCUCUUUAUCUAGGCCUAGGGUGUAUUUUGAGAUGUAUAAGACUAUUAUUGCUAGCCAUAAGAUGAUGUACAUACAGUUUGAAAUGAUAUACUGGAGAAAUAUUUAGUGAUGUUGAUGUAAUAAUGAUGUAAAACUCUGAUUUAAAAAGGCUUAGUUUUGUACUGUCGCUCCAUAAACCAUUUAAAUCUUAUUUUGAUGACUGCUUUCUCUUGUCUAGUUCUUUUGUAUUUUAUCAAAGCUGCUGAUAUGCUCCUAUUUUUAGUCUAAAUGAAAUUUGAACAAAAUAAAGAUAUUUAGAUUUGUCUUAAA
Molecule: messenger RNA, 4087 nt
Organism: Salvelinus fontinalis (brook trout)
Lineage: Eukaryota; Metazoa; Chordata; Actinopteri; Salmoniformes; Salmonidae
Product: transmembrane protein 184B-like
Exons: 10
Coding region: 675-1979 (434 amino acids)
Biological process (GO): transport
Molecular function (GO): transporter activity
Source: RefSeq, a predicted model, not a curated record